CGCGGCCCAGCCCACUGCGACCGGGGGGUGCUGGGGGAGGGCAGCGUAGAGACGGGCUGCUCCCAGCCCACCCUUAACUCCGGUAUCCGAUCCAGGGUUGCAGAUGAUUUAGGAAGGCUUUAAUGGAAGGAAAUUAACCAGAAGCGUUCGUGUGCUUUUCACUGCGUUGCACCAGCCUAAGGAGUUGGGGUUGGUGUAAACCAUCAGUGUCCAGCACAGCAUGAACGCCUCCGAUACGGAAUACGUUACGGUUUCUUCUCCAUACACUUUCCACGUGAGUAAGGAAUGCUUUCCUCAGAGUGAGCUCACGCAACCAAGCUUUCAUCCUGCAAGUUGGAAAAGGCCACCUGCAGGUGAAGGGAGCAUUGACUCAGAGCUGCAUGACUGUCAGGACUCCGACUGUGAAAGCCUUGUUCUGGAAAGGCAGUAUCAGUUAGAGCUCCAGCAACGGAUUCGUGCUAAUGACGAGCUGGUAGGACUGAGUGCUGGGCAGCUGGAGAAUGACAGCUUAGAGGAAGAAGAUAGCUUGGAGAAGACGAGUUCAGAGGAGCAAGAAGGAGCUAGGGAGCAGCAGCCUGUAGACAAAUAUUUCAGCCUAAAGUACAAUCCUAACUGGAAGAACACAAAAGAAGCAGUGGAAUUUUCUGAAGUAGAAAAAACACACCACGUUGCUGAAGGAGGCAGUGUGGACCUUUCCCAAGAUUCAUUUUACCUCCAUUCCAGUGUCUCCUCAGGAGAAAAGAAUCAACAGGAGGCAAAGUUUCAGGAGUCAUUCUCUGAGUUUGGUACAGAAUUACUAAGCUUUCAUGAGCCAAAUGCCUUCAUCUGCAGUGAACCUUUUAGGUUACAUACCAGAGGGAAUGAAUCUUCAGAUGGCUAUUAUUUCAAAGAUAGUCUUAGUACAUACAGCAGUGCUUUUUCUCUUCGGAUUCCAGAAGAUCGACCUCAAAGAGCAAAAAAAGAUUUUGUGGAAAAAAACAAGCGGACUUUAGGAUUGCGUACAGACAAGAACAAAUCCUAUCUUCAGUUGCAUGGCAAAAAGCAGGAAGUUAUUCAAGAGCAGGUUGCAGAUACUAAAACUGUUGAUGAGGAACCAGCUCAGAGUGCCUUGCCAUACCCAAACAUGAAAAUGCACCCCGAAGACAAAUGGUACCUGAAUUCACAGCAGCUCAAGGAUCACCAGAACAAGUGGUCCCAAAGAAACAAAGUAAAGUCCAACCAGAAUCUCGAAGGAAGGGCUUGUUCAAAGAGUGAUAACCAUCAGCAGGCAGGAAGACCAGCAAAACCAAAGUCUUGGCACUACAGGCAAUACCAGAUGUCAGAAUUUCAGACUGCUCCCCUGCAGGCAGUGGAACAAGUCAACAGCAAUGCACUGCAGAAGUGCCCAAAUCCUUCUGUUGGCCCUGACACCAAUACAGCAGCAAAUUCAGAUACUUGCUUAAAUAAUUUCCCAGCAUGUACUAGCAAGAACAACAAGAAUUACCAGCAUGAUCGUCCAAAAGGACUUCCACAUGGCCAGCAACAUUUAUACAACCAUGCCACUGUGCCAUUUUUCCCAAGAGAUGGCAGUACCAGUGCUCAAGCACAUCCAAAUCUAAAGAAGAGUUCAUCUACUUUUAAUGCUAACUAUCAAGAAAUGGCAAAGGAUCAAGUAUUGCUUCAGGAUUGCAAAAGACAAAUUUAUGCUACCAGUAGUUUAUGGCCUUCCCAAGCUUCUGUUCACAGUUCACCAGCAGCCUUUUGUACAGCCUUCCAGCAACAAACCAUGGAGCAACAGUACCAAGAAAUGUCUUGUUUGAGAGAAGCUGAUGACUUGCACUUGUUCAGCCCACUUCCACCUCUAAUACCCCACAGAGAAAGUGAUUCAGAGGUAGAUUCAGAGAGAGGUGAAGGAAAUCAAGUGAAAAUAAGUCGAAGCAACUCUGAAGGUUAUCUCAUGCAAAUGGAAAAGCAAAAACAGCGUAAAGUCUGCAAGAAGCCAUAUAGCUCAAAAGCCUGUAUCAAUCUGGAUGUAAAGCUUGGAGGCCUUGGACCUGACUAUGAAGCAAUCAAGGAAAAAAAGGAGAAGUUAAAGCAACAGAAGGAAUAUGCACAGAGAAUUAAGGAGCACAACAUGAAAAACAUUGCUUUGGUUCAGAGGUUACCUACAAAACCCCAGGUCAUAUCUUCAGUGUCAAGACAGAAGGCACUGGAAUAUGCAAAGAAGAUUCCUAAACCGAAGACUUUCACAGCAAGGCAAUCAGAUGAAGAGGCAGAAGUUUGUUGUACAUCAUCUUGGGGGGAAACUUGGCAGAAGAAGCAUCUUGAAUGUGGAAAAGCAGGUCAGGUUGAAGGGAGUGUUUUGCAUAUCAAAGUCCAGCUGUGUUCACCUGCCCUGCAGCCUGUGGGACAGGACUGUCCUCUGCUCCAUCCUACUUUCUUCUCCCCUUUGGGAUCUUCAGCACUCGGCCCCUCUUGAUGGCACCUGCAUGCUGAGGUACAAUCCACCCAGCUAGGCUGGUUGUUUCCAUGCAUUUCCUACUUUUCUACUUUUAUUUUUUAACUAAAUAGUAACACUUGGAAGCAUUUCUGGUUAGAGAACCUCAAUUUGUUGUUUCUGCUUAAAAGUGAUAAUCCCCCCCUUAAUACAAACCUCAAGUACCUAUUUUAAUGAAACCUUCAGAUGAAUAUCAAAGAGCUAUUUACUCGUAUCUAAUAUUUUAAUUAGAUUAUAUUCUCAAUUUAACCCAUUAAACCCCCUUUGAUGAUCUCCAUGUUUAGUGUUUAGCCCCAGAUGCUGGAGGUAAUGAAUAUUGGACCUUUGGUUUAAUGAGAACUUCUGCCUUUCCAGCCUGACUCCCUUUGUAUCCCCCUUUUUUAUUUUCUGAGCUAUAGAAUUCAGUUAAUUGAAGAAGUCUCUUACCACCACACAUUAAGGAACCUAAAUUAGCAUCCCUUUUCUGAUUAGAAAAUGCAAGCAGACAUUCUCUCUUUGAUCUGAGGAUUGAGUUGAAGUAGGCAACAGCUCCCUGAAAAAUGAGCUGAUGGCCUUAUUAUUUGGCUGACAUGCAGAUGCGUCCAUGUGGUGCAAAAUGCUUAAUGUCUUAAUUGAUCACCUUCCUCCCUAUCUGUCAUCUCACUACCUUGUAGAGCUCCCAUAAAUUAGGAUGACCUUUGUGGGUAGGCGGUGUGGGUUCUGGUUUUGUUUUCUUAAAUAAAACAACAAACUU
Messenger RNA from Meleagris gallopavo (turkey), 3209 nucleotides. RefSeq names its product junctional cadherin complex regulator (gene JHY). Lineage: Eukaryota; Metazoa; Chordata; Aves; Galliformes; Phasianidae. Gene Ontology annotation, biological process: axoneme assembly. The record is from RefSeq and is a predicted model, not a curated record.